AUGGACGCACGAGCAAACAGAAACGUGGGCGGACCCGGAGCAGCCCCUCGCUCGACCGCCGUCCCCGGCUCUUCUUACCUCGAUAAGCCUGAGACCGACGCCAGCAAGACGCCGGUAAUUGCUUCACCAAUGGGGCCUUUGACAAGCACCGACACGCCUCCAAACAUUGUGCAUCCAUAUCCAACCCCAGUCAGCAUAUUGGCACCUCCACGCAACACCGACUCGACCGUUUCUUCGAGACCUCUGGCCAACACAUCCAUUCUCCCCGUUGGUGCCAACCCCAUGGCCGACACAGCCAGCACCAUCGCUGUCCCCGCGAGUACCGAUUUCCCGCCGCUUCAACCACCACCUAUCUUACUACCAGCACUACAACAACAACAACAACAACAACAUGAAAGUACCCUACACCACCAGCAGGACCAAUUGUUACAGCAGAUAAGGCAGCAACAGCUGGAACACAUGCGUCAGCAGGGACAACUGCCGUCGCAACCACGACACGCACAUGGCCUAACACCGGAACAACAUCAACAACUGGCACAACAACAGCAACUGCAUUACUUAUACCGCCUACACCAACUCGGCUUACUACCACUGCUACAACAAGGGCAAGAGAAAGGCCCGCAACGGCAACAACCACCAUGCCCACAUGCUCAACAGAAGAAGCAACAGCAGGCACAGCCUCAGCUGAAAGCACAGCCAGAACAACCUCGACAGCAAGGACAGCCAGAACAGCAGGUACAGCCUCAACAUCAACAACAAGAACAACAGCAAAACCAGCCUCGGCAGGGACAGCAGGAACAACCUCAGCCUCAGCCGAAAGCACAGCCAAAACAGCAAGUACAGCAGGGACAGCCGGUAGAGCCUCAACAAGAAGAACAACAGCAAAACCAGCCUCGACAGCAAGGACAGCAGGAACAACAAGAACAGCAAGGAGACCAAGGAGAAAAAGAACAGCCUCAACAGCAAGAAUCGCGAAAGCAGCAAGAAUAUCAAGAACAACAGAAACUACUGCACCUGGUGCACCAAAUACAAGAACUCGAAGCACUUUUACAACAAAACAAAAAACUAGAACCACCGCAACAGCAAAAGUUGCAGGACCUACGACAGCAACUGCCACCACGACAACUACAUCCCCCUUCUUCCCUCUCCGCCUCUGCCUCCUUGGUUCCCCUCCAAUUCCAUAUCCCACCCCAAACCCAACGCUUCACCUCCUCCACCUCCACCUCCACACAAACUUCCAAUCACAACCCCAAUCCACCCCCCUUCUCUGGUGCCGCCAUCCCCGGCGCCCCCUUCCCCAUUACCGCAAUCCCCCGCCUCCUCCCCGGCAUCCACCUCAGCCCCGAGAACUACGACCGCUACCGGAUCUUGGUUCACAACCUACGUUUCCAGCACAUCUUCCGGACCGACCCCGCUCUGGCUUUGGCGUUCCAUGACGAGUUCAAGACGCGCAUGGAGCUGCAAAGGCUGUUGCCGGAUAGUCGACCGCCGAAGCGGUUUGUGAGUGGGCGGGAGGUGCAGAGGGGGCCGCUGAGUCAGGGGGAGUGGGAGUGGGAGUGGGAGAGGGAGAGGAUAAGGAGGGAGAGGGAGAGGAGGGAGGAGAUGAGGAGGGAGGAGAUGAGGAGGGAGGAGAUGAGGAGGGAGGAGAUGAGGAGGGAGGAGAUGAGGAGGGAGGAGAUGAGGAGGGAGGAGAUGAGGAGGGAGGAAGUGAGGAGGGAGGAAGUGAGGAGGGAGGAAGUGAAGAGGGAAAAGGAGAGGGAAAAGGAGAAGGAAAAGGAGAGGGAAAAGGAGAGGGAAAAGGAGAGGGAAAAGGAGAGGGAAAAGGAGAGGGAAAAGGAGAGGGAAAAAGAAAAAGAAAAAGAAAAAGAAAAAGAAAAAGAAAAAGAAAAAGAGAAGAGGGAGGUGAGUACCUCUCGGGGACAGGGACAGGGACAGGGGCAGGGCCAGGGUACUGCCGGAGCUAGAGUUGGUGGGAGUGCUGCUGCUGCUGCUGCUGAUGGCAGUGGAAGAGGAGGUAGUGCUACGGGAGGGAGUACCGGUGCCAGUAUCGGUGCCAGUGUUGGUGCCAGUGUCGGUGUCAGUGCCAGUGGAAUAGGGAGUGGAGAUAUGAAAGAAGGAGCUACGGCCACAGAUAUAGGAGGAAGAGCGCCGGCGGCAGCAGCAGCAGCAGCAGCAAAGAUGGCGGAAGUUGGCACAAGUGUUGGUCCUCCGCGUGUUGCUGGUGAGUGGAUCAACAACUUGAAUGGAAGCAACAAGCGAAUGGCUGCCGCUGACCCCACCGGCCCAGGAACGGAAACCAGGCCGGAGAAGAGGUCGAAAACGGAGAUGAACGCGGGACAAAUGAGAACGACGACAAGUGCCCAGAAACCUACCUCUACCUCUACCUCUGCCUCUACACAGGGGGCUAGAGGGGUUGUCCAGAAGACCGGGGGAUCACAGAAGCCCGAGGGAUUACUCAAAUCGUUGUUGAAGAAAGGGACGGGAAGUAGCGCUUAG
Messenger RNA from Neurospora crassa OR74A, 2496 nucleotides. RefSeq lists its product as hypothetical. The transcript has a single exon. Bases 1 to 2496 code for a protein of 831 amino acids. The record is from RefSeq and is a predicted model, not a curated record. Lineage: Eukaryota; Fungi; Ascomycota; Sordariomycetes; Sordariales; Sordariaceae.